Ziziphus jujuba (common jujube) is the source of this 3052-nucleotide messenger RNA. RefSeq lists its product as uncharacterized. Bases 1505 to 2896 code for a protein of 463 amino acids. The transcript is spliced from 3 exons. The record is from RefSeq and is a predicted model, not a curated record. NCBI's taxonomy places the organism in Eukaryota, Viridiplantae, Streptophyta, Magnoliopsida, Rosales, Rhamnaceae.
UACAAGAGACUUGUCAAACGGAAGUUAAAUUUUUUGGUAGAUUAUUUUACAGACAUCACAUAGGAUAUGGAUCGAACUGGAUAAAUGUAAAAACAAGUUGCGCGCGCGCGCACACACAACGCACACAUAUAGAACACGAAAAACCGCUUAUUUUAGCAUAAAAUAAAAGAAAAAAGAGAAAUCACUUGAAUCACUUGAACCUUGGUGAGCUAUUAAUCAGCAAUGUAUUGUUUAUUUAUUUAUUUAUUUUUUGACUCCGUCAAGUUUUGAUGGUAUUGGAUUUUUUAACCAAUCCUUCAAGAACUUCUCCAUUUCUUCUGAUGCUGGCAAACCAAUCAUCUUCUUCAUCUCCCACGCUGCCCACCCAAAUCCCUUCUUCGGGAGCUCGCCGGCAGUGGUAUUAACCUCUUGAUAGGCUUACAAUUGAAUUUCCCAUGCACUUGUUUGGUAAAUUUGGCUGCAUCGAUCCUUUGCCUCACGCCUACUGCUAUGAAGUAGCGAUAUCUCUGCAUAGGCAUUAAGACAUCGGCCGCGGGUUAUGGAUGCCCAAAGAUGAGCCAUGAUCUUAUCGGUGUCGAUUUCAGCGUUGGCUUUUGCUUCGAGUUGUGCAGCUUUUUCCUUGGAAAAAUGAAACACCCUUUGUUGUAAUGGUACUGGUGGAACAAACUUAUUUGGGAGUUUUUUCGUGGAAGCAAGAAUAAACAAUAUCGUCAGGAACGUUGAUGCCGUUGAGAUUAUCAGCCACCGUGAUCAAUCAAAAGCUGCAUGGAUAAACUGUGCUCCUUCACCAUUACAGUGAAGAGAAAAGAAGGUGUUGUCGUCGUCGUCUUUUUUUACCAUGGCAAGCCGACAGGCAAGAGGGUAAAAUUUAUCCAACGUGCGGGAGUGUGGCUUUGAGGUGCUCUAUCAAACCAUUACUGGUUGGUUCUUCUCAGACAGGUGUUUAGGUCUGGGGAAGAGAAGACCCUUUUGGAUAUAAUCAACUAGGAGGACCUGAAAAUCCCAUGUCGUUAACUCAAUUCUUUGAGUAAAGUUGUUUUGAUGAUAAUUUGAGUGUUGGAUGGUGCUGGCUGAGAUGAAACGGAACUGUUGCUGUCAAAGAAUAGUUAUCACUCAUCCCUUUCCUAUAGUUUCAUUUUAUCUUCUAUUCUUUUUUGGCUGAAAGAUGAGUUUUAUAAACCAAAAAGACCAAGCCAAUACAAAAAAGGGCAGUCACAGAUUAAUCAGGAAUCUUCUAUUCUUGUGAUAAUAUUUAGCUAUGCCGUGCAAUAUCCUUUUAAAUACAUUUUUAUUCUUCACGUAGGAAGCUUGCCGUAAAUUUAAAAAUUUUGAAAUCGAGCUUGAAAAUGCAGCAAGAGUUCAGUUUAGGAGAUUUCGCACUAAUCUUCUACAGGAGAAUAAUGUGCAAGGCUUGUAGCAAAGACGAUGCGAAGACAGAACUAGAAAAACAACCAAACAGCCACACAUACGCUUUUGGGCGGCCAGUCGUCAACGAAAUCGGAAUAUGACACAUAUCCGAUUCAUCUCCACCACUACCUUCGUACCCACAAACGGGCCCGCUGAUGAAAACGAGUCAUCUCGGAGUCGUCAGAGAAUCGAGUUGACUCCAUGGGAUCUGCAACUUCUCCUUCUGGACCCAAUACAAAAGGGUCUUCUCUUUCACAAACCCAACUCUCUCUGCAGCGACAGGCAGUUUACAACCAACACUUCGACUUUGAUCGACCACCUUAAAGCCACCUUUUCUGCUGCCUUGGAUAUAUUCCACCCUCUAGCAGGCCGUCUUGCUCCGGUCCAAAACGACGCCGAUCAGAGUCAGAACUCCUCGUUUUUCCUUGACUGUAACGGUGAAGGAGCAGAGUUUAUCCAUGCCGUAGUUGAUGGUGUCACGGUGGCUGAUAUUCUCGAACCCAUUUAUACUCCAGACGACAUCGUUUACUCUUUCUUUCCCAUGAAUGGAACAGUGAACUACGAUGGGAUUUCCAAACCUCUGCUUGCAGUUCAAGUGACAGAGCUAGUCGAUGGUAUUUUCAUCGGUUGCACAAUCAACCACACCGCUGCAGAUGGUUCAUCCUUCUGGCAUUUCUUCAACACUUGGUCCCAGAUCUCUCGCCGCGGCGGCAUUGACGGCGGCAAUCUAAUUUCACGAACUCCUCCUCCAGUUUUCGACCGUCGGUGUCUCGAUGGAAUCAUUGAAUUCCCAAUCCGAAUCCCUUCUUCUCAACUUGAAAACAGGAAGAGGUAUACUCCUCCACCAUUAAAACAGAGAAUGUUCCGUUUCUCGAAAGAGACAAUUGCAGAGCUCAAAGCAAAAGCCAACUCAGAGAUGAAAACGGAUAAGAUCUCGUCUCUUCAAGCACUUUUGGCUCAUCUCUGGGUAUCGGUAACCCGAAACCGAAAUCUUAACUCAGUUGAAGAGGUUACUUAUACGAUUAUUGUGGGCACGAGACGAAGAGUGGAGCCGAAAUUGGCAGAUGAGUAUAUGGGAAAUUCGGUACUGUUCGGGAAUGUAAAGAGCACAGCAGGGGAGCUAAUAAAGAAUGGAAUAGGAUGGGCUGCAUGGAAAAUGAACAGGGUGAUUGCUUUUCAGACAUCGGAGGAAGUGAGGAAGUUCUUGAAGAAUUGGGAAAAAAGCCCAAAAGUACCCAAACUUAGCGAAAUGGUAGAUCCCGCAAGAUUGGUUACGGGAAGCUCACCGCAGUUCAACGUGUUCGGUAAUGACUUUGGUUGGGGAAAACCCAUUGCUGUGCGAAGUGGUCCCGGAAACAAGUCUGAUGGGAAGCUGACUGUGUUUCCCGGAGCUGAGGAAGGCAGUAUCGAUUUUGAAGCUUGCCUUUCGCCGCAGACAUUACAGGCUUUGGCCGGAGAUACAGAGUUCGUGAAAACUCUGGCCUCGUGAACCUUUUUUUUAAGAUGUUUUCUAGUUUACCGAAUCAUAUUAUCGAGGUUUGUAAUUAACUUGGGGCAUCGAAGUGAUUGGUUCUUGAAGAAUUUCGGCCAGGUAGGCUUUAGUUUGUAUUACAUCUCUAGCUAAUUUAAAUUGGUUAUAAUUGCU